Molecule: messenger RNA, 2159 nt
Organism: Dreissena polymorpha
Lineage: Eukaryota; Metazoa; Mollusca; Bivalvia; Myida; Dreissenidae
Product: zinc finger protein 227-like
Exons: 6
Coding region: 1-1572 (523 amino acids)
Biological process (GO): negative regulation of transcription by RNA polymerase II
Molecular function (GO): DNA-binding transcription repressor activity, RNA polymerase II-specific
Source: RefSeq, a predicted model, not a curated record
AUGAGAACUCCGGGUUCAGUUUUUGACAGCGGGUCCCUGGAGUCAGAUGAUGACAACGACAGUUUACUGACACAGCCCCCACGGGUGCCUGUGAAAAAGAAGCACAAACACAAACAGCAGAAGGAUGAGAAACAAAGGGAGAAGCAUAAGGAGCUACCAAAGAAGGCCCGGGAGGAUCUGCAGGGUCGAGGGGACCAGCCCUGUGGGGCCAGGGACAGGCCUGAAAGGGAGGACGGGAUUGAGCCCCCAGAGGACAGACCUAGAGCUGGCAAGAAAGCUGCCGAAUUGCAACUCUCACCGAACAAGCGUCAAGCAGGGAGUGGCUUGGCUACAGCAAAUUUGACGCCAAAAUCCAGCACAGCCAGCGGUGCAAGAUCCGCCAAAACACUUAUGCCAUCUUUGGACACCAGUCCUAACACGCAUUCGUCUCAAAAAUCUGUUCUCUUUCUGACUCCUACUGGCUCCAGUAGUAGACCAGCCAAGAAAGUUGAGGCUCAGGCUAUUUCACAGACAGAAAAUAUAAAGAAACCUGAAAAGCGUGGAAUUGCCUCGUCUGCUAGUUCCCAAUCUGAUUCGUCUCCAGAGAAAUGUGUUGCCAAGGCAACCAGGGUGGCCUCAAUGAAGGCUGCAUGCUCUAAAGGCGCAAGUCUCAACUCCCUGAAUAAUCGCCAAAAAGUUGCCACCAAGUCAGCACCCGUGGAACGCAUGACUUUGCCCUCAAAACCCUCGUCCCAGACUGAUGAUGAUGAUGAGGAGAGCAUUGUCCGUAAAGCACGACCGUCACGCAGCAGUGAUAAUGGUGAGGAACUGCUCGUCUUGUACAGUGAUGAAUACGCCGAAAGACUUGGCUUCAUUAGAGACAACAACUUGCUCUUCAGGCCAAAAUAUGUCAACGGAGAAGUCUAUUACCUGUGUGUGUACUGCAAUACAGCUUUCACAACUGCAGUCCCCUGUGUACGUCAUUUAAGGAAAAUGCAUGGCGGUAAUAAACUGACAUCGUAUGAUCUGCAAGUUCUGGAUCAGUGGCUGCGAGAAAAUGAUGAUGAAUACCUAAAACAGUAUUCAAAGCAUUUAAAUCACAGACCAAGUAACAAAAAUCACAAUAAUAUUCCAAACGGGAAACAUGAUGAUAAAAUUGAUGUUUUAAAUGGCAAUUGUACCAUAAAACUAUCCAGUGCAAUGCCACAAAAGAAAAACAUUGAAAUUACUGGUGAAAAGAAGUACAAGUGUGAGUUAUGUGGUUAUGCAAGUAACCAUAGUAAUCACUUGAAGAGACACAAGAGGAUACAUACAGGAGAAAGACAGUACAAGUGUGAGGUGUGUGGUUAUACAUGUAAUCGGAAUGAUAACUUGAAGACACACAUGAUGAAGCAUACAGGAGAAAGACUGUACAUGUGUGAGUUGUGUGGUUAUGCAAGUAACCAUAGCAAUCACUUGAAAAGACACAAGAGGAUACAUACAGGAGAAAGACUGUACAAGUGUGAGGUGUGUGGCAAAGAAUACACCUGGAGUAGUUAUUUGAAAGAACACAAAAAUAAACAUUCACAAGAAGAACAAGUUGAAAACAAAUAAAAGUAAAAUGUUUAUGAUUUUGUUUUAGCUCACCUGAUUGCUCAGGUGAGCUUUUGUGAUCGGUCUUUGUCAGUCUGUCCGUCCACAUUUGUUCGUAAACACUUUAGAGGCUACAUUUCUUGUCUGAUCUUCAUGAAACUUGGCCAGAAGCUUUACCCAAUGAAAUCUCGGUCGAGUUUGAAACUGGGUCGUGCCGGGUCAAAAACUAGGUCAAAAAAAGAAAAACUUUGUAAACGCUGUAGAAGUCACAUUUCAUGCCCAAUCUUCAUGUAACUUUGUCAAAAUGUUUGUCUUAAUGAUAUCUUGGUUGAAUUCAAAAGUGGUUCUGGUCCGUUGAAAAACAUGGCCGCCAGUGGGUGGGGCAGUUUUCCUGACUUGGCUAUUGAGAAACCUUGUAAACACUCUAGAGGCCACAUUUUUUGUCAGAUCUUCAUGAAACUUGGUCAGAAGCUUUGUCCCAAUGAUAUCUCGGUCGAGUUGGAAACUAGGUCAUGCCGGGUCGAAAACUAGGUCACUAGGUCAGAAAAAGAAAAACCUUACCCAACACCAAUUAUCCAUUUGUGUUUUAAGCACAGCUUUUUGUUUGU